AUUAGUAGAGACGGGGUUUCACCAUGUUGGCCAGGCUGGUCUCGAAUUCCUGACCUCGUGAUCCACCCACCACAGCCUCCCAAAGUGCUGGGAUUACAGGCAUGAGCCACCGUGCCCAGCCUAAUUUUUUGUAUUUUCAGUAGAGACAGUGUUUCGCCACGUUGGCCAGGCUUGUCUCAAACUCCUGACCUCAGGUGAUCCACCCACUUCAGCCUCCCAAAGUGCUGGGAUUAGAGGAGUGAGCCACCACGCUCAGCCAACACCUGGCUAAUUUUUGUAUUUUUAGUAGAGAUUGGGUUUCGCCAUGUUGCCCAGGCUGGUCUUGAACUCCUGACCUCAAAUUACCAUCCGCCUCGGCCUCCCAAAGUGCUGGGAUUACAGGCAUGAGCUACUGCACCCAUCCUGUUCCCCCUUUUUUUAAAGAAGGUAACAAGGUUUUUGUCCGGGUCCAUGUGCUGGACAUGUGUGCAGUGGUUAAAUAAUUUGGCCUAGGCUGUGUACCCACUGUCCUUCUUUUUUUUUUUCUUUUUUCUAGAGAGCUAUUGGAAUAGGGACCAGGCUGCUACAGGCUCAGGGCAGCUCAACUUCCAAAUCCUGUAGCUUCAGGCUUGUGGUCCUUCAUGACAUGCUGAGUCACAAUCUACUGCCCCCUCAAGCCCAAUGUCACCACAUUCUCAGAAGGAUGGUACUGUCAAUGUGAGAGGCACCUCUCCUCCCCUCAAUUUCUGGUGCAGCUGAUAACUAGAGACCUCAAAUGCUUCCCUGGGCUUUACUUUCUACUUCAACAAGUACCGAUUGCGGGCCUCUGGAGCCCAUACACUGUCCUAGACACUGGGAAACACGGAGCACUCAGGAAUACACGAUCUUGGCGGGGCGUGAUGGCUAAGGCCUGCAAUGUCGGCAUUUUGAAUGACUGAGGUGGGAGGAUGGCUUGAGCCUGGGAGGUAGAGGCUGCAGUGAGCCGUGAUCGCGCCGCUUCAGUGAGCCGUGAUCGCGCCACUGCACUCCAGCCUGGGCGACAGAGCGAGACCCUAUUUCAAAAAAUAAAUAAAUAAUUAAAAAAUUAAAAAAAAAAAAAAAACUCACGAUCUGGCCGUAAAAUGGGUUACAUCCUAGUUUGGAAAAUAGAUGUUUGCAAAGGUAAAUAAAUAUGCAAGCAUCAAAACAAUAACAACAACAGAAAUUUAAAAAAUGCAAGCAUCUACAUGUGGCACGGUCCCGCGGGCCGGGCAGCUUACUGUGGUUGAGGUCACCGGAAAGAUUGUGGAGCAGACGCAUCGCGAGUGGGUCUCGGAGGGGGGCGCAUAUGGAAAGAGGGGAAGGAGGGCUUUUUUGAUUGAAAGCGAAUACCGGAAAGAGGGCCUUUGGCACGUUCAGGGAACCUUGCCUUGCACGCAGACACAGGGUUGGGGAUCUGUUCGGAAACGCCUGAAAGAUCAGGCUCAGGAGAAGACCACCUUCUGGCCGCUUCAGUACUGCGGUCAACCAGCUGGAAAGAACCCCGCCCUCUACUUUUCAAAUUAAUCUCAGGCCGGCGCAUGCGCCUCGUGGGGCGGGCGCUGUGCUACCAUAGACAUGCAGAGCUAGAUCGUAUACCUCCUCGGAGGCGGACAUGUUGGGUCCUGGCCAAAAAGUUGGAAACACCUGGGGCCACUACCGAGGUAGGCUGCUCCUCCCAAGAAGGCGCCUUGGUGCUGAACUGGGGAAGUCUGUUGUGUAUCAAGAGACCAAUGGAGAAACAAGAGUUGAAAUAAAAGAAUCUGUUCGUGGCCAAGAUAUUUUCAUUAUACAGACAAUACCCAGAGAUGUGAAUACAGCUGUGAUGGAGUUGCUCAUCAUGGCUUAUGCACUGAAGACUGCCUGUGCCAGGAAUAUUAUUGGGGUCAUCCCCUACUUCCCCUACAGCAAGCAGAGCAAGAUGAGGAAAAGGGGUUCCAUUGUGUGCAAGCUCCUAGCAUCCAUGCUGGCGAAAGCAGGUUUAACUCACAUUAUCACUAUGGAUCUUCAUCAAAAGGAAAUACAAGGCUUUUUCAGCUUUCCCGUGGACAACCUUAGAGCCUCACCUUUCCUGCUUCAGUAUAUCCAGGAAGAAAUUCCAAAUUACAGAAAUGCAGUCAUUGUAGCUAAGUCUCCUGAUGCCGCAAAGAGGGCCCAGUCCUAUGCGGAGAGACUGCGUCUGGGUUUGGCCGUCAUCCACGGGGAAGCUCAGUGCACGGAACUGGACAUGGACGAUGGUCGUCACUCCCCGCCUAUGGUCAAAAACGCUACUGUGCACCCAGGCCUGGAGUUGCCGUUGAUGAUGGCCAAAGAGAAGCCACCGAUAACUGUAGUUGGAGAUGUUGGAGGCCGCAUUGCAAUCAUCGUGGAUGACAUUAUUGAUGAUGUGGAGAGUUUUGUUGCUGCCGCGGAGAUCCUGAAAGAGAGAGGCGCCUAUAAGAUCUAUGUCAUGGCCACCCACGGCAUCCUGUCUGCAGAGGCCCCCCGCCUGAUUGAGGAGUCCUCCGUAGACGAGGUGGUGGUGACGAAUACUGUCCCUCAUGAGGUUCAGAAGCUGCAGUGUCCCAAGAUAAAGACUGUGGAUAUCAGUUUGAUUCUUUCUGAAGCCAUUCGGAGAAUCCACAAUGGAGAGUCCAUGGCCUACCUUUUCCGAAACAUCACUGUGGAUGACUAGCUUUCACUAGGGUCUCAACCCUGGACCUCCUGAGGGAAACAUGGAAAAAGCAGUGCCAUGAGUGAUACAGUGUUUCCUUGCAAGGGAGGACUGGAAACAGCCUGGAGUUAGAUAUUCUCUUUUGCCCGGAUUCAUGGGGAGGAGGGAUUAAAAGAGUCAGGAAGAAGACAGAGCUAAUGGAUAAAUAUCAUAAAAUGGCCUUACAUCUCUGCUGUAAUCAGCCCUGUUCCUUAAAAGUUCUAGCUGCUUUCUUGAAAAUAAUCUGAAAAUCUUAUUGAUACUAAAGAGGAGUUAAAGGCACAUAAAGUCUUAACUCUAUAAUGUUCAUUUAGUUGUUUCAGCUCCAGGGAAAUGGAGGUAUUGAUGUUGAACAUGGUUAGGGAAGCUGAGCGCCUGUGGCCCUAUUACUAUCCAGUUGGCCUCUCCCAAAUCAACUUCAAGUCUUUUAUAGAGAAUCGUAUUUUUCUUUCAGAAAUUGUUAUGCCUACAGCCAUUGAAAUAUGAAGCAUUCAUGUUGUUACAUCUUCCAAGGAUGUCAGAUUAGAAAAUAGCAUCCCACCUCUGGGUAUCUGAGUGGCUCUGAAGUUGCAAAUAAAAGAAUUUGUUGUC
Messenger RNA from Symphalangus syndactylus (siamang), 3280 nucleotides. RefSeq names its product phosphoribosyl pyrophosphate synthetase associated protein 1 (gene PRPSAP1). Gene Ontology annotation, cellular component: ribose phosphate diphosphokinase complex; cytoplasm. Lineage: Eukaryota; Metazoa; Chordata; Mammalia; Primates; Hylobatidae. Gene Ontology annotation, biological process: purine nucleotide biosynthetic process; 5-phosphoribose 1-diphosphate biosynthetic process. The record is from RefSeq and is a predicted model, not a curated record. Gene Ontology annotation, molecular function: ATP binding; magnesium ion binding; ribose phosphate diphosphokinase activity.